AUGGACGAUAGUCAGAGACGCUUUCGCCGACGCGGCGGUGCCAAGAAGAAGAAAAAGGCCCAAUCCACUGUCGACGCGCCAAUCGCUGCAGCUCCAAACGCCUCAGUGGGAUAUGUCUCGGGCUUUCAAUCUUCCUCCACCCCAUCAACUUUGUCCACAGAUUUGUCAUCCUAUCUCUCUCAACUCCAAUCUAGUCUUCAGGAGCUCGACCCGGAUGGCUCUCUUGCCACCACAUUUGCGGGCUCGUCCACUGUGGACCCCGACGACCCGCCGCCGUCCGUGCUCCUUGCUCGAAAUGCGAUCGCGGAACUCGCUCCUCGGGUCCACGAAGUCGCAAGAGACGCGUUUGGAUCCCGCUUGCUAGAGUCGCUCCUCCGCGCAUGCGCUGAUCCGGGCCCGCCGGCCGCUCUGUUGGGCGCCGCUCUCGACGCUGGGCCGCAGCGUUUUGCCGCCCUAGCCGCACACCACGCUGCGAGCCAUGUGGUGGACGCAGCCUUGCAAGCGAUUGGUGGAGGGUGGGAGGGCGACGGGGACGCGCGUGCAUGUCUGAAAAAAAUGGCGGAUACGGUGGGCAAAUGGACACAGAGCGACUUUGCUGAAGUAGUGAAUAGUGCGAGCGGAAGUCACUCUUUUCGCGCGAUCGCUGCCACUCUCGCCGGAAUUCCGCGCGAUGAGCCACGCGAGGCCAAGUUGGACGACUCUGAGCGUGGUCGGAUUAGGAGUUACAUUGAGCGCAUGGCCGUUGAUGUACCCGACGAAUGGCACUUGGCGUUGCACACUAUGACGGAAGGGCUUUUGCAGGAUGACGCAAUCGAUCUGCAGAAAAUGCUCUGGAAGCCAUCGUCUUGCGCAGCUCUGCAGGCGUUGCUUGCGGGAGUGAGCGUAGGAAACAAAGAACUCGCACUUCAGCUUGCAGAAUACUGCGCCAAGGGCCAGGAAGACCAGCUGAUGCGAAACGCAUGUGGGAGCAGGUUUAUCGAACGGGCAGUUUUAUGCCUUGGUGCUAAAGUCGUGCAAGGCACCUACAAAGGGAGGCUGCAAGAACUCAGUAAGGAUCCUAAAGCAAAUUUUGUUGUGCAGCGGAUUUUGCUUGGGCUGAGGGGUAGGGGACAAGUGAUGAACGCGUGGGAUGAGCUCGAGGACGCAGUUCCAGAGAUGUUGGGUUUCGGAAGGGCGCGCGAGGGCGUGGUCCUGUCACUGCUGCGUGUGACAGAGGCAGAGGGAGAUGAAAACUGCAGAAGGAGAGCGAGCCGCUCCGUCGCGCGGGCGUGCGGGGCUGUGGGGGAAAGAGGUAAAUCGUUUGCUGGGAUGCUGAUGAUGGGCUCUGAGGAAAUGUGGAGGAGAUGGCAAACGGAUGUCAAGCAGCUAGGCAGGACGGGGAUGGGAAUGUAUGAGCGAAUGGGUGAUGUGCUCUUUGUGCCGAAAAAGUUGCUGAGUCCGAGCUUACUCGGCACAUUGAUUGCAAGAUGUGUCAUGCGAUUCUCCGGCGGGCCGGGGCAGUUGAUGAGAGAUUCAAUGGCAACUCUUUCAGGAGAAGAACUAGUCGCACUUGUCGGGAAUGCAGUGGGGAGUCGGUUAGUGGAGCAAUGGGUGGAUGGGGAGACACUGGAGGUGAGCAAAAAGAUUGCUGCAAAGGUAGUUAAUGCGAUAUCAGGAGACAAGGCCGAGGGAAUUCUUGCAGCCGCAAAGAAUCCGUAUGGUGCACAGGUCGUGGUCAGGUGUGCUGGUGUGGUUGCGGGGCCACUGAGAAAGAUCAUGAUGGAGGCGUUUGCGUCGGAUUUUGAGGAACUGAAAAAGCAUGAUUGCGGGCAAAUGGUGCUGAGAAAGUGCCGGGUCGAGCAGUACAUGCGACGAGGGGAGGAAUGGGAACAUGAAGAGACGACGCGCGAGACGCGAGAAAGGCUGUUUACAGAUAUUUUACAGGAUGACGACGAAGAGGACGGUAACGAGGUUGAAGAGAAGGCAGCAGAACAGGAGAAAAAGGAGAAAAAGGAGAAAAAGGAGAAAAAGGAGAAAAAGGGGAAAAAGGAGAAGAAAGAGAACAAGGAGAAAAAAGAGAACAAGGAGAAAAAAGAGAAAAAGAACAAGAAGAAGAAAAGGAAGAGGACGGACAGUGAUGUUGAGAUGGAAAGCGAGAAAUCGGUGAAGAGCGCUAGGAGCAAAGAGCCGAAUGUUAUCUUCGACUCGCUUUACAAAGACGCAGAGGUGAGAGGAGACAUAGGGAAGGGGGCCGUUGUGAGAAAUGAAGACAAGAGUGACGAGGAGCAAGGCGGGGGUGGCCUAGAGAAGAUCCUAAACGCGAUCAAGGAUAAAGCGAAAACGCCCGAUGCAAAGAGGUCAAAGAAGAAGGACAAGGGGAAGAAGAAGAAGAAGAAGCGGAACGAUUCUGAAUAAACGAGACGUCAUAUGGGUUAGCUCACGAUAGAUACGCAAAAC
Molecule: messenger RNA, 2436 nt
Organism: Chondrus crispus (carragheen)
Lineage: Eukaryota; Rhodophyta; Florideophyceae; Gigartinales; Gigartinaceae
Exons: 2
Coding region: 1-2394 (797 amino acids)
Biological process (GO): endonucleolytic cleavage in 5'-ETS of tricistronic rRNA transcript (SSU-rRNA, 5.8S rRNA, LSU-rRNA); endonucleolytic cleavage to generate mature 5'-end of SSU-rRNA from (SSU-rRNA, 5.8S rRNA, LSU-rRNA); ribosomal small subunit export from nucleus
Cellular component (GO): 90S preribosome; nucleolus; preribosome, small subunit precursor
Molecular function (GO): RNA binding
Source: RefSeq, a predicted model, not a curated record